Didymella exigua CBS 183.55 is the source of this 1305-nucleotide messenger RNA. RefSeq names its product WD40 repeat-like protein. Gene Ontology annotation, molecular function: protein binding. The transcript has 2 exons. Bases 1 to 1305 code for a protein of 434 amino acids. NCBI's taxonomy places the organism in Eukaryota, Fungi, Ascomycota, Dothideomycetes, Pleosporales, Didymellaceae. The record is from RefSeq and is a predicted model, not a curated record.
AUGUUCGAGAACGUGUGCGCGAUCCCGCUCGACUACGACCUGUUCGCGCAGGCCAUCCACCCGGAUGAGCCAAUCGUCGCUGUGGGCCUCGCAUCCGGGCACGUGCAGACGUACAGGCUGCCCGGCGGCCAUGAUGGCGGCUCCGCGACCCCAGCGAGCGGCUUCGGGCACGUGGACACGCUGUGGAAGACGCGGCGGCACAAGGGCAGCUGCCGCACGCUCGGCUUCAGCGUCGACGGCGCUCAGCUGUACUCGGCGGGCACCGACGGCAUCGUGAAGGUCGCCGAUUCGACGACAGGUCAGGUGACGGCCAAGAUCGCCGUGCCUCUGGAUGCCGCCACCGGCGGCAUCGACGCCCCGACCCUCGUCCACGCACUCUCACCGCAGUCUCUGAUUCUCGGCACCGACUCGUCAGCGCUGCACAUCUACGACAUCCGCGCGCUCGGCCCGUCCAGGGCGCCGAGACCCGAGGCCACACACCGCCCGCACGACGACUACAUGUCCUCGCUGACCCCCCUCCCGCCCAGCGACACCAGCACCAGCGGCUUCAGCAAGCAGUGGGUGACGACAGGCGGCAGCACGCUGGCCGUGACCGAUCUGCGGCGGGGCGUCAUGGUGCGCUCCGAGGACCAGGAAGAAGAGCUCCUGUCCUCGGUGAUCGUGACCGGCCUGUCCAAGAAGGGCUCCAACGUCGGCGAGAAGGUGCUGGUCGGGGGCGGCAACGGCGUGCUGACACUGUGGGAGCGGGGCGUGUGGGACGACCAGGACGAGCGCAUCACCGUCGACCGUGCCAAGGGCAAGGAGGGCGCCGAGAGCCUGGAUGCCCUGGCGCUGCUGCCGCCGGGCGUGGGGCCCGGGGGCCGCAUCGCCGCUGUUGGGCUGGGGAAUGGGGAUAUUCGCUUUGUCAAAAUUGGGAAAAACAAGCUCAUCGGGGAGCUGAAGCAUGACGAGCUGGCGCGGGAGGGCGUGAUCGGUCUGGGCUUCGAUGUCACGGGCAGGAUGAUCAGCGGUGGAGGGCCGACGGUGAAGAUCUGGCGCGAGAAGGGCGCGGUGGAUGCCAGCGAAGCUGAAGAGGACGAUGAAGAGGAAGAGGAGGAGGAAGAGGACCAUGACGAGGAUCGUGACGAAGGCCUCGAGGAGCCGGCCGCGAAGAGGCUGCACGAGAGCAGCUCGGACCAAGACAGCGCCUCGGACGCGGCCUCCAGCAGCGAAGAGGAGCAGCAGAGCAAACGCAAGAAGAAAAAGCGCAACAAGGGCAAGCAGCAGAACAGCCACGGCAUCCUGAAGUUCUCCGGCCUGGACUAG